Messenger RNA from Closterium sp. Naga37s-1, 3414 nucleotides. NCBI's taxonomy places the organism in Eukaryota, Viridiplantae, Streptophyta, Zygnematophyceae, Desmidiales, Closteriaceae. The record is from the annotation of a GenBank genome assembly.
AUGAGUGAUCUUCUUGGUAGCGAUGGUCGGGGGACUGGGGUUGGAGAUGGGGAAGGUGCGGAUGCGCGAGAAGGGGAGGGAACAGAGGGUGGGAUGCGCAGAAGACGGCCGUGGAAAUACGAGGAGCGGGCGACGGGGGAUCCAGAAUUCAAGGAUGAUCUGCACUCGUGGGCGUUCAGCAACGGGGAGAGCUCGGCGAAGCCGCAACAGUCGGCGGCAGUGAGCGGGUCUGGCGCGGGGAAUGCGGAUGAGAAGACGGAUACAGGGGCGGGGGGAAGUGGCGGAGGGUCGUUGGCGGAGUCCCGGCUGGCGGAGCGCUGGGGCGAUGUGGAGCUGAUGGCGCGGGAGGUGGCUUCUGCUACGGAUAGAGUUGGAUCGUUAGAGGAAAGGGAGGGAUCUUCAGAGGCACAGGGGUCUGGAGAGAAAGAGGGGUUGGAUAGGCCGGUUGAACGGGAAAGCUCAGGAACACAAGGUGGUGGUGGUGGUGGUGGUGGUGGUGGUGGUGGUGGGAGUGGUGGUGAGGGUGAAGGUGUAGGGGAAUCAGUGGUGGAGUGUGUGUCUGGUGCCGGCGGUGCUCGGCCUGUGUCUGCCUAUGGCAAUGCUACAUUCUCCUCCUCUGGCUCGUCGCUUAAUCUAAGACCAAACGCAUCAGCAGUGGCAGCAGCAACGGCACGGGCAUCAGGGCUGGAUGAGCUGAUGGAGCUGGGCGCAUAUGACGACCUGGACCUGCACUCAGUCAUGGCGCUCUCUGACCUCGUGCGCCAUGCCCCCUCCUCCGCCUCUUCCGCCUCCUCCUCCUCUGCUCUCAACCCCACGGGGCAUGCGGCUAUUGGCCAGUCGGCCUCGGCGUCGGCGUCAGCAGCUGGGGUGUAUAAUCGACGUGUGGACAGGCAGAUCCCACGCGCAGCAGUUGUUGCUCUUCAAGCUGCUGCUGCUGCCAAGACCAGCUGGCCGCUUAACCUGCAAGCUCGGUCGGGUCUGCACUUCCCCCCACCGCCCCAUCUGGGGACAGCAACGCACGCGUGUGACAAGUGCAGCCUGCGCUUCUUCUCGCCGCUCAACCACCGCCGCCACAUUCGCGUGCACCGCAAGAUGCUGCGCACCGACAAGGUUGACCUGAGGGGCAUCCGAGGAGACCUUGCUCUCUUCUUGAACAAGCUGGGAAUGCCAGCAGUUCUUGACCACAUAUCACUGCAGGCCCUUUCUGUGGAGGGUAUUCAACUGGUGGACCGUCUGUCCUCUCUGGUGGACAACCAUCGCUUUCCCUUUGUCUCGCCCAUCGCACCACCACUCCCACCCUACCUCAAGCUCGGCCCAGACCUCGUCGCGGUGGUGUUGAACAAGCAGCUGUUAUCAGAGGAGGAUCUCUUCGCCAUGCUGGAUGCGGCCAGUGAGAGCACGUUCCUGCACGGGGGCACGUCCCCUGCCGUGCACCGCUUUGUCUUCCAGCCCACUGCCACGCCCAGCAGCAGCAGUGGUGGCGGUGGUGGUGGUGGGGUUGGUGGCGCGGGCGGUGGCAGCAGCGGGAGGAUCAGAGUGAUGCGCCUGCAUGAUAAGGACUUGGUGGCUGCGCUUGCGUUUCUGCUUGAACAGAAGCUGGUGGAUGCAUACAUGGCAGCGCGAGAGGCAGCAGCACUCAAGCAGCAGCACCUGCUGGUGGAGGAGGAAGCAGCUGCCAUGCACAAUGUUGGCACCUGGAGUAAAGGUGAGGACUCGGAGAAAGAGGAGGAAGAGGAGGAGGAAGAAGAGGAAGAAGCGGAGGAGGAGGAGAUGGAGGAGGAUGAGGAGGAAAGGGAAGAAGAAGAGGAGGAGGAGGACGAGGAAGAGGAAGAGGAGGAGGAAGAGGUCGGGGAAGAGGAGGGGAGAGAGGAAGAGGAGGGAGAGGAGGAGGAAGACGAGGCAAAGAAAGAGCCCCAGCAACUGCAGCAGCAAGUGCGACAGCAGCAGCAGCAGCAGAGGCAGCAGCAGCAGCAGCAACAGCAAGCAGGGGGCGACAGCAGUUCUGAUGGGCUAUCAUCCGAGUCUCUCGAUUCUCCCAAGGGCGCUAGGGUGCACCCAGCACCCAUGUCCGCCACAGACAGUUCAGUGGGCGUGAAAAGCAAGGAGCGUGAGCAGCACACAGUGGGGGCAAGGAGAGAGGGAGCAGACGCAGGGAGUGUAGACAUGGCAGGGACUCGUGCUGCUGCUCGCGCUGCUGCUCGUGCCACGUUGGACCGUUCAGAAGGAAGCUCCGCCUCCGCUGGUGGUGGACCCACGGAUGGACCCACGGGCCCAGGUAGCAGUAAUCUUGAUUUGUCAAACGCCAGGGGGGCACCUGCAGGGACGGGUGCAGCAGGAGGAGGGACAGGCACGGGUGCGGGCUCAGGCUCAGGUUCAGCUGCUGCAAGGACGGGGAGUGCGGGAGGCAGGAGGGGUCGUGGCAAGGGGGGGCAAGGAGGGGGCGGCGAGCGGGGGGAGCAGAGCAGGGGGCGGCAGCAGCGGAGUGGGAAGAGGGAAGCUGUGGGCCCUUAUGUUGGGAUGGCGCUAGACACAAGCGCGGCUGCUGGCAGUGCUGCUGCUGUUCUUGAGAACGCCCCUGCUGCUAGAGGGGUGCUGCGGGGGAGGGAGGCGGAGGUAAGACUGAGUCAGGACAGUCAGGGCGGGGGCAAGGCGAUGGGAGAAGGGAAAGAGGGGGCUCGGGCAGUGGAAAGGAGAGAGAUGCGAAAUCUGGGAAGCAUGUGCAGCAGGGUGGGUCCCAGCACUCCUGCCAACGCUCCUCCUUCCGCCGCUCCCCCUUCCACCUCCCAUCCCGUCAACACCAACGCUGCCACCAUCCCUUCUGUUUCUUCUGCUGCUGCAGCAGCAGUGCAGCGUGCAGGUUCCAGUCCCCAUAGUGAGAAGCAUGCACAUGAGCAGCGCACACAAGCAGCACAGCAGGCUAUGAGUCACGAGCAGCAGCAACAGGAGCAGCAGCAAGCAGAGGUGUCACAGCAGGUUGACGCCCCACAAUCUGAUCCCGAUGCACGUCUGAGGGCUGCUCUGCUGCAUGCCCUGCGCCUCAUGAAGAACCGAUGGGAUGCAGCCGUUUCAUCCCCGGAGACCACCAUCUUACAGCACAGCAUCUCGCCCUCCCCAGCGCCACCCUCUGCCCCCACUGCGUUCCUGGACCGCCUUUGGUCCCAGCUCAAGCACCCUCUCUCCCCUCCUGUGACUUCCCCUGCCAACAACACUGACACGAGCGACGUCACCAUCAGCACCUCCACCAGUAUUGGGAACUGCAACGGACAGUUACCCGCUGUCAGCAGCAGUGUCAGCGGCGAGGGAGAUGGGAUGAAUGCUGCUGAUGGGGUUGGUGGUGGCAGUGGGAGUGCUGGUAUUGCUGCUGCUGCUGGUGCUGGUGGCUCUCAGGCACGUGCGUCUGCCGCAAGGAGUUAA